Molecule: messenger RNA, 1005 nt
Organism: Manacus vitellinus (golden-collared manakin)
Lineage: Eukaryota; Metazoa; Chordata; Aves; Passeriformes; Pipridae
Product: coiled-coil domain-containing protein 157
Exons: 6
Coding region: 25-1002 (325 amino acids)
Source: RefSeq, a predicted model, not a curated record
ACCAAGACCACCUUGGUGGAGGAGAUGAGGACCACCAUGGUGGCCCGGAGCCAGAUGCUGGAGCUGGAGGAGAAGGUGCAGAUGCUCACAGGCCAGCGGGACAGCCUGGAGCAGGAGCUGAGUGCCACCAGCUUGGAGCUGGAGAAGGAGAAGGUCCGAGUGCAGAGUGUGCUGCUGCACGAGGAGUCCCUGCAGGCCAAGCAGAAGCUCCUGCUGCAGCAGCUUGACAGGCUGGACCGGGAGCGGGAGGAGCUGCAGAACAGCCUGGAAGAGGCCAAGGAGGACAAGGCCCGGCUGGAGGAGCAGCUGGAGCAGAGCCGGGAGCAGAGCGGGAAACAGCUCCAGGCACAGCAGGAGCUGCUGGACACGCUGCAGCAGGAGAAGCUGGCCCUGGAGCAAUCCAUCCUGGAGCUGCAGACAAACACGUCCCGGCUGGAGGAGCAGGCGCAGGAGCUGAGGGAGCGGGAGAGGCUCCUGGUGUUCUUCCCUGAGCUCCAUGUCCCCACUGAGGCGCAGUUUGAGAGCAGGAGGGAUGCCCACACCUCUGAGCAGGCUGAGCUCCGCUGGAUUUUGCCUGCAGGCACUGGGAACUUGACGGAGGACAUGGAGAAUCAGCUCCAGGCCAACAGCAUCCGGAUCGGGGUGCUGGAGCGGGAGAACGCGCGGCUGGGCGCUGUGCUGGCCAAGGUGAAGGCAGCUGCCCAGCAGGGCGUGCUCAAGCUAAUCCCACAGGCCCAGCUGGGGUCCCAGCUCCAAGGGAAGGCCAGCGGGCAGGACACAGGGUGGCCCAGCAGGGGAGGCAGCAGCGACAGCAGAGACAGCAGGGACAGCAGAGGGAUGCCGGGAUGCAUGGACAAGGCCUGGCAUCGAGUUCCCAGCAGCCAGCACUCCAAGGUGCUCCGGGCAGGGCCCACAUUCCAGGCCAGACCCAGCCUGUCGCUCCCAGUGGGACGCCUGGGGCUCGACCCCCCCUUGCACCACACGGGGACCCACCACAAAUAAACA